This is a messenger RNA of Monodelphis domestica (gray short-tailed opossum), 2640 nucleotides long. The record is from RefSeq and is a predicted model, not a curated record. NCBI's taxonomy places the organism in Eukaryota, Metazoa, Chordata, Mammalia, Didelphimorphia, Didelphidae.
AAAAAAUGACCAAGUGUUAUUAUUUUUCAUCCUUCUUGAGUGUUACCCUGAGGCCAGAUCCCACUUGUCUUCAGUCUUCUCAGCAACCCUUCUACACUUAGAAUGACCACUCCCUAUAUCAUCCUCCUUCUAAAUGUAGAAACUUUUGACAGCAAGAGCAUGGAAUAGGCCAUUUUUCCUUUUUAUCUAGGAGGCUCUAUUUAGACUGCUGAAUGGAACUAAAUUAUCUAAUCUGGACUUCGGCGUAGUGCUUGGAAUGGAUACCACUGAUGCUGCCAGCCUUUCCAAAAUAGGUUGACUACAUCCUCAUGAAGGUCAUAUGAUCGCUGGGUGAAAUUCCUGUCCUUGCCUGCUCUUGCUGCUGCUGCUGCUGCUGCUGACACCACCACCUCCACCACCGAAGUCAUCAUGGAGCUGGUCCCCUGGCACCUUCCUGCCCUGCCGCUGCUGCUGCUGCUGCUGCUGAAUCUGAGCCCCGGCCUUGCUCUAGUUCAGCAAGUCGAGGAAGGCAAGGAAGCCUGGGACUAUGUGACAGUCCGGACAAAUGCAUCCAUGUUCUGGUGGCUUUACUAUGCCAAGAGUCCUUGCAAAAACUUCACCGAACUGCCCCUGAUUAUGUGGCUUCAGGGAGGUCCAGGAGGUUCCAGCACUGGAUUUGGAAACUUUGAUGAGAUUGGACCCCUCGACGAGGAGCUCAAACCAAGGAAAACUACCUGGCUACAAUCAGCCAGCCUUCUGUUUGUGGAUAACCCAGUGGGCACUGGAUUUAGCUUUGUAAAUCAGAGUGAUGCAUAUGCCCGAGAUCUUGACAUGGUGGCUUCUGACAUGAUGGUUCUUCUAAAAAGCUUUUUUAAUUCUCGGCCAGAAUUUGAGACUGUUCCAUUCUACAUUUUCUCAGAAUCCUAUGGAGGGAAGAUGGCUGCUGGGAUUUCUCGAGAGCUUUACAAGGCUAUCCAAAAUGGGAGUAUAAAAUGCAAAUUCUCUGGUGUUGCCCUGGGGGAUUCCUGGAUUUCUCCUAUAGAUUCUGUUCUUUCCUGGGGACCUUAUCUAUAUAGCAUGUCUCUUCUGGAUGACAAAAGUCUAUCAGAGGUGUCAAAAGUUGCAGAGAAAAUUAUAAACGCUAUGAAUAUGGGACUCUAUGAUUGGGCUACCGAGCUGUGGGGAAAAGCAGAAAUGCUUGUGGAGCAGGAUACAGAUGGAGUGAACUUUUACAACAUUUUAAAUAAAAGUCCUCCCGAGUCAACAAUGAAGAGUAGCCUAGAAUUCACACAGCGUCAUCUAUCUGAGCUUUAUCACCGCCAUGUGAGAAAACUGCACCAGGAUAAGUUAAGUUCACUUAUGAACGGACCCAUCAGAAAGAAGCUCAAAAUCAUUCCAGAUUUCGUCACCUGGGGAGAUCAGUCACAUUUAGUUUUUAUGAACAUGCAGAAGGACUUCAUGAAACCUGUGAUUAACAUUGUAGAUGACAUGCUGACAGCUGGCAUUAACGUCACAAUUUACAAUGGACAAUUAGACCUUAUAGUGGACACCAUAGGCCAGGAGGCGUGGCUGCGCAAACUCAAGUGGCCCGAGCUGGCUCGCUUCAAUGAGGAGAAACGGAAGCCUCUGUAUGUUAAUCCGGGGUCUUAUGAGACGGCUGCCUUCUAUAAGUCCUACAAGAACCUUGCUUUCUACUGGAUUCUCAAGGCUGGCCACAUGGUUCCAUCCGACCAAGGGGAAAUGGCCCUAAAAAUGAUGAGGAUGGUGACUGGACAAGAAGAGAGUUGAGAUGGAAGUCAGCUGGCCUGGUCUCUACAGAAGCUCAGUACAAUUUCAAGGUCAUUGACAGUGCCAAGAGUACAUUGUUCAUUUGGACACAGAAUGACCACUGAGGUGCUGGGAUUUUUAAAGAACAAAAAGUGAACUCUUUAUGAUCAGUGAAGCUUUGCGUCAAUGUACAGUUCUUCCUAAAUUGCACAUUUUGCUGUGACAGAGGGCCUCUUCUUAAAGGGCCUAUGGUUUGAGGUUUGGGGUUUUGUUUCUUUUGGGGCCUUUGUGGGAAUUAUAAAUCCCCUCUUCUGGGAACGCCUAUGUGGGAAUGCCUAUGACCUUUUUUAUGAACAAGUUUUCACCAGGUGGAGCUUUCAAGUCCUUUUAUGCUUCUCUUUAAUGUAGUCAAUCCUAGAAUUAUUUGACAUCUUAGUUAGAAGAAUUCCAAAUUUCUUCCAUGUUCACUUUGUUUGAUAUAGUGAAUGUGGAAAAAAUCUGGAGUCAGCUUUUCAGUCCCAAACCCUCCUGAGGCUUUUGUUUACACUUAAAAAAAAAAUCAGCUGGUACUGGUUGCAUGUACUCACUGACUUGCAAUCCAAUAAGCAUUUAUUAAGUGCCUACUCUAUGCAAACCACUAUCUGAUGUUAGCAAAUUGCCUACGAGAACCUGAAGAAAGAGAGCAGGCUCUCUUACUUCCUCUUGUCUAUUGAAGAGAGUUUUAAUUUUGAUACCAGUGAACCAUCAUUAGACUGAGAUUCAGCCUCUCUUGCUACCUCCUCCUGCCUGUCUAUCCUCUUGACUCAUCAGGACUGACAGCACCAUAAACCCUCAUCAGAUCUAACUCUUUUGUAUGCCGAUCAUUAAAAAUAAAAAUGUUUCCUCCUUUCACAA